CGGCCCCCGCGGCCAUUCCAAAGGAGGCGCAGUGCCGGCACCCCCAGAACGGAAGAAAUCGGGCAGCCUGCCCGCACCCAAACCCUCGUUCCAUUCUAAGGUAAUACUCGUUCUUAUCUUGUAAUUAUAUUAGUGAGUGUGAUAACAAUGACAAGGAAUUAUUAAUGAUGGAACAAAGGUGCUAAUUUGAUGAUGGUGUUUCAUAAUGUCAGGUUUGCCAGUUUGUGAGAUGGAUGGUUAUAAUGCCAGCAUGGAGGAGAUGGAAGAAUAUCACAUGAUGGUGAGUCAGAUGUUUGGAAGCGUUGAAGAAGGUUACGAGCACUACAACAGCUAUGCAAAAUCUAAAGGGUUUAGUGUGAGAUUGGACGACAAGGAGUAAAUUAGUGGCACCACGGAAUUGAAAAGAAGACAUUUCUGCUGCAGUAAGGAAGGGUACCGUUUGGAGAAGUACUUUGUAGCAAAAGAUCAAAUAAGGGAGCCACGGGCGCUCACCCGUUGUGGAUGUAAAGCUAUGCUUGAGAUCCAGCGAGAACCUGGAACGGGUCUUUGGUUUGUCAAGAAUUUUGUUGAUGUCCACAGCCAUCCACUUGACCCCAAGCAGUCUCCUUUUCUACGGUCACAUCGCCGUUUAAACAACGCUCAGAAAGCUGAUGCAGUAGAAUAUGGUCUUGGUGGCCUUCGUACGUGCCAAAUCAUGGAAGUUAUGGAGAAGCACCAUGGUGGGUAUGAUCAGGUUGGGUUUGUUUCCCGGGACCUCUAUAAUUUCUUCGCCAAGUACAAGAAGAAAAGAAUCUUAGGAAGGGAUGCUGAAUUUGUCUUGAACCACGUGAGAACCCAAGUUGAACGAGAUGCUGAAUUUUUCUUCAAAUACAGUACGGAUGAUGAAGGACAUCUUCAAAAUAUAUUCUGGGCAGAUUCACAAUCUCAGAUUGAUUAUGAAGCAUUCGGUGACCUAGUUGUGUUUGACAGCACAUAUCGGGUCAAUAGGUAUAAUCUCCCAUUUGUUCCAUUUAUUGGGGUGGACCAUCAUCGCAGUACAAUUGUUUUUGGUGUUGGUAUUGUUUCGGACGAGACUGUCUCGUCGUACGAGUGGCUACUGCAAUCAUUUCUUGAGGCGAUGAGCCAUAAGAACCCGAGAUCUGUGAUCACUGAUGGAGACGCCGCCAUGAGGAAAGCCAUUAAGAAGGUUAUGCCGAGGACAGACCAUCGACUAUGCAGUUGGCACAUUGAGCAGAACAUGAUACGCCACCUGCGUAAUCCAAUGCUUCGGGACUUCAGAAAACUCAUAUAUCGUAAGAUGAGAGUAUAUGAGUUUGAGAGAUCUUGGGCUCAGUUCAAGGAAAAGUAUGAGAUCACAGAGCAGGCUGCAUGGAUGUCCAGAAUGUACAAACUUAGGAAGAGGUGGUCUGUGGCUUAUACAAAUGGAAGAUAUUUUUUGGGCAUGCAGAGCAACCAGCGUAGCGAGAGUCUUAACUCUAGGCUCCAUAAUCACCUAGACCGGAAAAUGUCGUUGGUUGACUUGGUGGAGCACAGCGAGCACUGCAUGUCACGUAUCCGCAUAAAUGAGGCCGAGUUGGAUGCAAAAGCUGCACAUCCAGUCCCUUUCACUAGAAUAGAUGCUAAUCCAUUAGAGAAAAAUGCUGCCCGUAUUUACACACCAAAGAUGUUCAGGAAGGUUAGAUAUUGCAUUCGCAGAUCAUCUGCAUGGGAGAUUGAAGAGCAUACAAAGAGAGAUGGGUUGGUCACCUAUAGAGCUGCAUUAAAAGAAGGAGCCGAAGGAGGGAGCAGACAUGUCUUCUUUGUAGAGUGUUCAUUUCAUGGCUCUUCAAUGAAUGGCAUCUUCUAUGGUUGCCGCAAAUUGGAGUGCGAAGGUGUCCCAUGGUUCACACAUUUUUUCUGUUCUGAGUUUCCUGGGUGUAGAGACCAUUCCUCCGUGCUGUGUUUGGAUUAGGUGGACAAUGCAAGCCAAGGCCACAUUCGUGUCGGAGACAAAUGCCAAUACACAUGUGUGGUCAGAAGAGAUGGGUCGUUACCGGCGAGUGCGAAACAAGGCUAGUGUUGCUCUAUUCAAAGCUUCGAAGAGCGAUGAGCGUUCGCAGCAGGUGAUGGAUUUUCUGCAAAGCAUUCUCGAUGGUACCGUUGAGAAUGAUGGGACCCCAGAUGAGACAGAUUUUGGUCCUAUACCAUCCCAUUAUUCUGCCUCAAGCAAUGCUUUUGGGGAGAAAGUCCUUGAUCCAAAAAUAAUCGUGACAAAAGGUGCUCCAUCAAAGAAAAGAAUGAAGCCAUUUCAUGAGACAUUAAGGCAGUCGAAUGGGCACAAGAGGCGAAACAGAUCGUGCGGCGAAUGUGGCGAUUGCACACAUGACAGGCGCACUUGUCCAAAACUGAAGUAGUUAUUUGCUUUGCGGGGCAAAUUUUAUUUUUGUGCUUUUAAGAUGGUAGUUCGAGAUAGCAGACUCUGGAGGCGUGAUGAAGACGCUGCUGCCUGCUGCUGGGGCAUCCUACUACUUGGUUGGAGGAACAAACUAAAGUUUGGAUCAAUCUUGAUCUUCUGAUUAUGUCUAAAUUGCAGGGAAUUUGGUCUGGAUUGAUUGGUGGAACUGCAGUUCAGACGCUGGUAUUGGCCUAUCUCACCAUUAGAUGUGAUUGGGAUGAAGAGGCAAAGGUAACCAGUGCACGGAUGAAAAAAUGGGCCAGCACGAAGUGAAGCUAAUCAACAAUACUUUUGAGGUCGUAGUGGACAUUGAAGCCCAGUAGAAAGAUCAUCAAUUCUGGUCAAAACAAAAGAAAAUGA
Molecule: messenger RNA, 2794 nt
Organism: Brachypodium distachyon (stiff brome)
Lineage: Eukaryota; Viridiplantae; Streptophyta; Magnoliopsida; Poales; Poaceae
Product: protein FAR1-RELATED SEQUENCE 5-like
Exons: 2
Coding region: 512-1951 (479 amino acids)
Source: RefSeq, a predicted model, not a curated record